AUGUCCAAUAUUCAGCUCAAAAUUGCCAUUCUGUCUUGCGACACGCCUGUGGAGUCUGUCCUCAAGAGGUAUGGCGACUACUUCGUGAUCUACAAGGAUAUCCUGAGUCGGGCUUUCAACGAGUUCAAUCAGUGUCAGGAGGCCUUUGACAAUGUCAGCGUGACGUUUACCGAACACGAUAUGGUUAAGAUGGAAGCGUUCCCUGAUCCCAGCAGUGUUGAUGCGGUGAUUAUGACUGGAAGCAAACACGAUGCCUGGGCUGACGACCCCUGGAUUCUGAGUCUCACAAAUCAUAUUCACGAGGCCGUAACGAUACAUAAUCUACCGGUCAUUGGAUUCUGCUUCGGACAUCAAAUCCUUGCUCGAGCACUCGGGGCAAAAGUGGGGAGAGGCAAUGGCUGGGAGAUUUCGGUCGGGGAGGUCAAUUUGAAUGAGACUGGAAAGGCACUCUUUGGCAAAGAAACCAUAAGCAUCCAGCAAAUGCACCGCGAUAUCGUCUUUGAGGUCCCAGAAGGCUGCGUGAAUAUUGGAACGAGCCCAAUUUGUGAAGUACAAGGUCUAUACUCGCCUAACAAACUCAUCUCGGUACAGGGCCAUCCUGAAUACAACCAAGGUAUGAUGGAAUGCAUCGUGGAAACUCGGCAUGGCAACGGAAUCUUCGACAGUGGGCUGUACAAGGAUGGCAUGUCCCGAGCGGGCAAUUCGCAGGAUGGGCUAUUGAUUGCACGUACCGUGGCCAAAUUUGUUUUGGAUGCAAAGAUCAGAUUCUCAAACUUCACAAAAAUGUCUAACCAAAUCCGCACAAUCAACCCUGCGACCAAUGAGGUCAUUUUCGAGCAGGCUGGCACUUCGCUCGAAGAAGCCAUCAAAGUGGCUGCCACUUCAAAGAAGGCCUUCGAGUCAUACCGGACCACCUCCCUUGAGGAGAGAAAGACAAUUGUGAAGCGAGUCCUUGACAUUGUCGAGAAAAACCGCGAUGAGCUUGCCAAUGAGCUCACACUCCAGAUGGGCCGUCCAAUCCGCUACUGCGCUGGCGAGAUCAACACCAUGCGUCUGCGCGCCGAGUAUUUGAUGGAUAUUGCCGACGAGAGCCUGUCGGAUUUGCCUGGUCGGGCUGAGGCUGGAUUCCGCCGCUCCGUCAAGCGAGUCCCUCUCGGUCCAGUACUCAUUGCUGGCGCCUGGAACUACCCCUACUUGACCACCGUCAACGCCCUGGUCCCAGCUCUUCUAGCUGGUAACAGUGUUAUCCUGCGCCCUUCACCACAGACCCCGCUAUUUGGAAACAAGAUGCUGCAGUUCUUCACCGAGGCUGGGCUUCCAUCGGACGUUCUUCAGAUUGUUCACAUCGGAAGCCUUGAUGUGCUUGACCAGGUUGCGCAGAUCCCUGAGAUCCAGUCUGUCUCUUUCACUGGAUCGACUGCCGGUGGUAUCAGAUUGAGAGAGGCGACCGCUCGCCACAUCAAGCCAGUCAAUCUCGAGCUUGGUGGUAAUGACCCUGCCUAUGUCCGCCCAGACGUUGACGUCAAGCAUGUUGCCGAACAGCUUGUGGAUGGCGCCGUCUUCAACUCUGGACAGAGCUGCUGUUCCAUCGAGCGCGUCUACGUGCACGAGAAAGUAUACGAUGACUUUUUGCGUGCAGUGCAGGAAGUUUACAAGCUUGGAGACCCCAAGGACCAAAGCACAACCACCGGUCCUGUCAUUUCAGCACAAGCCGUUGAGAAGAUCAACUCCCAUGUUAAGGAUGCACUAGCCAAGGGUGCAGUUAUUUCUACACCUAGCAACUCCAGCUUCCAGGUUGAGAGUAACCCUCAGACUCAGAAGGGGAACUUUGUGGCUCCUAUUGUUUUGACCAAUGUCAACCACACCAUGGCCACCAUGAAGGAAGAGACCUUUGGUCCUGUGAUGCCUAUUAUGAAAGUUUCCAGCGAUGAUGAAGCCGUGGCCUUGAUGAAUGACAGUGACUUUGGCUUGACUGCCAGUGUUUGGACCCAGGAUAUUUCGCGGGGAGAGGAAUUGAUUGACCGGAUUGAAGCCGGUACGGUGUUCAUCAACCGCUGUGAUUAUCCCAGCCCAGAUCUCGCAUGGAUUGGCUGGAAGUCUUCAGGCUUGGGCUGCACCCUUGGUCCACGAGGCUACGAUGGAUUCACCAAGCUCAAGAGCUACCACAUCAAGCAUACUUCAUCAUGA
Messenger RNA from Penicillium olsonii, 2187 nucleotides. NCBI's taxonomy places the organism in Eukaryota, Fungi, Ascomycota, Eurotiomycetes, Eurotiales, Aspergillaceae. The record is from the annotation of a GenBank genome assembly.